Messenger RNA from Meloidogyne enterolobii, 576 nucleotides. The record is from the annotation of a GenBank genome assembly. Lineage: Eukaryota; Metazoa; Nematoda; Chromadorea; Rhabditida; Meloidogynidae.
AUGGACUUGACAGUCGAAGAAUGCAAAAUUCUAGUCUUUAUAGCUGGCAUUCCAGAAAAGGCGCUGGAUGUAAGGCAGAUAAGUCUGAGAUUUGUAGAAAAGUACGCGAAGUCGGAAGUCUGCACGUUGAAGACGUUGAUGGAGGAAGUUAGAAGUUAUCUGGCAAAUAAGUCAGAGGCGAAAAUGUUCGAUAGUCAGUCAAAGGUCAAGAGUGGACCUAAAGAGUAUGUUGAAGUAAAUAACGUUAGUCGGAUCGAACAUAGUCGGAGCAGACAGGCGAAACGUUCAAGAAUUAAGUCGAGGCAGAAAGAACGCCAAGUUGAAUCACGUCAGUGUUAUAAUUGUGGAAUAGUCGGACACAUUAGUCGAAAUUGUAGGAAACCAAAGAAAAGGUUUAAGCGAGUCGAUAGUCCAGAAGUAAAUCAAGUAGAAGUUGAUUCUUCAGUACCACAUAUUCUGACGAUAGAAGUCCCGAAGUUGACGGAGAGUAUCAGAAAGCAUAGUCGGAAAAAGAAUCGAAAAAGUAGAAAGUCGAAUAGUCCGAUGAUCGAUUCAAAGGAGACGACGAAGUCUUAG